This is a messenger RNA of Spodoptera littoralis (African cotton leafworm), 684 nucleotides long. The record is from the annotation of a GenBank genome assembly. NCBI's taxonomy places the organism in Eukaryota, Metazoa, Arthropoda, Insecta, Lepidoptera, Noctuidae.
AUGGACGCGACCGGGGCGUACGGCGGCGGCAAGGCCGGGGGCGCCUUCGAUCCCCAGCAAUUCAUCCAGAGACCUCCCGUGAUUGUCAGGGCGGUUUGUUGGCUCUUCAGCGUGAUAGUGAUGGGCUGCAUAUCAGCCAAGGGGUGGCGCACAGGAGAAGACGGCAAGGAGCACUGCGUAUACAACGAUGACACGAAUGCCUGCAACUAUGGAGUUGGAAUCUCCGUGAUUGCAUUCAUUGCUUCCGUUGGCUUCAUUGCUGGCGAGUACCUGUUUGAGCAGAUGUCUUCGGUGAAGACCAGGAAGCAUUACGUACUGGCUGAUAUGGGGUUCUCUGCAUUCUGGGCGUUCCUAUACUUCGUUGGAUUCUGCUACUUGUCUAACGCGUGGGGCAAGACCGACAACCCUCCAAUGGGCACCGCCAACAACAUGCAGGGAGCCAUCGCCUUCUGUUUCUUCUCCAUCUUCGCUUGGGUGGCCUGUGCGUUCUUCGCGUUCCAGCGGUUCCGUGUAGGUGCUGACGCAGCGUUCGCGCCGGCGUAUGAAGUAGAGGGCGCUGUGGGCAGCCCUGGCGCCUUCCCCGCAUACCCCUCCGCCCCCGACCCACAGCCCGCCUACAGCGACCCGCCAUUCUCGCAGACGCAUGCCUCUGGAAACAUCGACUACACGGCCCCAACUUACUAA